Theileria equi strain WA is the source of this 2514-nucleotide messenger RNA. RefSeq lists its product as hypothetical. The transcript is spliced from 2 exons. The record is from RefSeq and is a predicted model, not a curated record. Bases 1 to 2514 code for a protein of 837 amino acids. Lineage: Eukaryota; Apicomplexa; Aconoidasida; Piroplasmida; Theileriidae.
AUGAAUAUCCUAGUGCUGUUCUAUAUCGUAUUCCUGUCUAGACUUUGUAGCUCGGCGGAUUCUCGAGAUGGCGGAAAUAACGGAUCGACCGGGACUUUAGUAUCCAAACUUGACGGUUCUAAGUACAAUGUAUCGGCAUCCAAUAGUAAUGGUGUUCCUGUUUUACAAUGUAAACCAAGGUCUGGCGUUCUAGCUAAUGAACUCAAGUACGGAGGUGAGACUAUAUGGGAUGGAAAGGGCAAAGUACAAGUUUUACUGGCCCUAAUAUACUUUAAAGGAGAUAAACCAGAAGUAGUAACAUUGCAGUGUAAGGAAAAUGACAAGAAUCCAACGCUCUUCCUUCACAAGGAUGGUAGCAAGUGGGUAGAUUGUAAGGAAGAACAUGAAAGGAAACUCAAGGGACUGCAGAAUGCUGCGAAAUCUGAAGAAUCUGAUGAAGAGGAGGACGCUACUAACGAUGGACAAGACGAUGUGCCAGCGUAUACAGCUGAGGAGAUAGAGGAAUUCAAAAAGCAUUUGAUUAAGCUUGCUUCAAAAGUCGAUAAGACUGUAGUCAAGGUAGAUGGUGUAACGGAAGAUAACCUCUUUGCUCUAAAACUUACUCCUAAAGAUGAAAAAGCAGUAACUAAAGUAAAGUAUGAUGAUAAGGAGGUAUGGUCCGGCGGUGGGCUCUUUAGUAAAUCAAAUUUAGUGGAGGCUAUAAUAUAUUUUUAUAAGGAGAUUCCAGCAUUAGUUAAUAUUAAGGUAGUCAAAGGAGGUAAAGAAUCCACGGUUUAUAGAUACUAUGACGCUCGUGGGUUUUGGUGUGAUUCCGAAGAGGAGCAAUUCAACAACUUCUUGGAGGGUACUAAAAAACAGGUAGAGAAGCUUAAAGCUAAAGAAGCUGAGAAAGCUGCUAAACAGGAACCUAAUACUCUUGAUAUUGCCAAUCCAGAUUCUCAACCUUCGAAUGAACAAGAGGAUGUUAAGGACGUUAGUAAAUCAUCAGCCAAACCUACUCCAGAAGAGCCCAAGAAAGAGCAAGACGAAGAAGAUGAAGUUAAAGAGGAAGAGGCUGAAGAACCAGAUCAACCUUCACAAGAACAGCCACCAGCUAAGCCUGUAACUCUGAGUGAACGUGCCAAAAAGGUUGAUGCAAAGUUGUUUGAUGUGAGAGAAUCUAGCUCUAAUGGCGUAUUCUAUUUGACCUGUACACCAAAGGAUAAGAAGAAUCCUACAAAGCUUGUUUAUGGAAGUGAGACCAUAUGGAGCGGAAACAAAAGCGUACUGUUCUUAUCGGCUUUAAUCUAUUUUAAAGGAGAUCAACCAUAUAUUGUAACAUUGAGCAAGAAAGAAAAUGGAAAGGAAGAUAUUCUUUUCCUCCAUUAUGACGGUAAAAAGUGGGUAGAGAAUAAGACUAUACAUGCAACAAAGCUCAAUGAACUGAGAGAUGCCUCUAAACCGGAAGAUGUUCCAGAAGCAGCCAAGAAGAAACAGGAUGUUACACCUUCUCAGAAAGCUCCAGUACAGACAAAUACACAGCCAGCUGAGCAUACCACCAAGGGUAAUGCCAAUAAAGAGCAAGAUGGUAAGCAAGUUCAAGCGAAAGAGCAGACUACUGUUCAGCCACAAAAUCCUCUUGAAACUACUGAACAAGAAUCUAUUAAAUCUGAACUUACAAGUCCCUUCCUGGACAAGGUAGACACAUCCCUAUUUGAUAUCGAGGAGGCAGAGGAAGAUACUGUCAAGGUUCUAAAGCUAAAGGAAAAGGAUGGUGUUAAGGCCACUGAGGUAAACUACGAUGGGCAAAGGAUAUUGUCUGGAUGGAAACUUGGUUCUUGCCCGUCAGCACUACUCUACAUGGACCAAGAUAGACCCACUCUCGCAGUCGUUGAUUUCCAGUGUAACGGUAAUGUUACAAAGGUUUACAGAUAUCAUGAUGGUAAGCAGUGGAAAGAUGGUAAUGAGAGCAAUCACAAGAAGAAAUUAGAGCUAUUGAAAGAGAAGUAUAAACCUAAUGAGGAAGCCUCUAUAGAAGCUCUUCUGGACCUGCCAGAGCAUAUUCCAGAACAUCCUCAAGAGUUUGAAGAUGAGGAUGAAGACCCAUCAUUUAAUGACGAUGACGACUGGGAUGGACCUUUAUCUCAAGAACAGGAAGAAGAUGAUGAUCCAGACUUAGAACCAGAACCAGAGAGACGUCCUCGAAAAAGCAGAAACUCGACACGAAGGGAAUCUAACGCAUACAAAUCCCGAGGUUCUAGUGAGAAAUUACCAGAGGAUGAAGACUCAGAACUUAAUGACGGCUUCUGGGAUACUCCUGACGACUACUCUGAAAGGCAAGGUGAUACCCAAGACGAACCAGAUGGACUUGUAAUUGAAGAUGAAGAGGAUGGGGAAGAAGAAGCUGAGGAUGACGAAGUAGAAGAUAUAGGGGAGGAAGAGGAAGAUGAAAAGGAAGAAGUGGAGGAACCCGAAAAUUCUUCUGGCAGUCCACUUGCAGACGUUUUGAAUACAUCUAUGAAGACAAUCAUGUGA